CGGGAAGUCAGACGAGCCAGCACCCAGUCUCCCCAACAGCCUCAGUGUGCAUCUGACUCGUAGUGAUGUAUGGUGUAGUGUGACUCCUGUGAGAAUAUCUAUCGCAAAUCUAUAUUUCCAAAAUGGUGCUAGGGAGGAUGCUGGUCGUGAUCUUGGCGACGGCUGUCAUGAACGGCUUCUGUCUUGCUACGUCUGACGGCACAGGCUGUCCCGUGGGCUUCCGGGGGAAGUGCCACUGCGGCCUGGCUUAUUCGAUCUACGACAACUAUAAGAACAAAAGAUACACCGUCAACUGCACAAACACGGGAUUCUCGACGACGGACAUGCUUCAUGAAUUGCCGGAAGAUACGGAGGUGCUCAUCUUCACCGGGAAUUAUGUGCCGGAGCUGCCUGCCAAUGUCCUGGACAACUUGAAGGAUUACAGUGACCUGGACGUCAUCGAUAUGUCGAAUAACAACAUACGAUUCAUUCAAGGAAAGACGUUCCAUAAGGUGUAUACCGUGAAAACUUUGGUCCUGGACCAUAAUGACCUUGAGAUCACUGACGAAAAAGAGCGUCCCAGGAUUUUUAGCAACUUUGAGGGAUUAGAACGUCUGCACCUCACCAACGCCUUUACGGAGAGGAUUAACGCUUCUGAUUAUCUUCUGAGCUUAGAGGACAUUUUCUACGAGAGCAAAUUAGAAGAGCUGAAAGUUAUUCACCUAGAACAAAACGAGAUCUGGUCUAUUAGGGUAAACCAAAAGGUGUUCUGUCAGGUUCCCAGAUUAGAGCAGAUCUUCCUUGGAGACAACAGACUGAUGGAUUUUGACUUCAGGAUAGAUUGUCUUCCUGAGUUGCGAUAUAUUGAUUUAGAGAGAAACAUGAUUUUCAGACUUACUGAUGAGGCAAUGACAAGACUAGAUGCCUUUUCUAAUAAAAAAGGAAGUGUACUGGAGAUAAAUAUGAAAGAAAAUCCCUUUGCAUGUGACUGCCGCUCCGAGGCCUUCAUUCAUUGGCUAAACUUAACGAAAAUACACGUGACGAAUAGCUCAAACUAUACAUGCUUUGAUGGGUAUCCAAGAACAAAUAUCGAGAAGAGACUUCAGGAGGUGCAGCAGUUGACUUGUCCUUCGUUCAAGAGCAAAACUAGUAUCAGCGACGACAUCUUCACGGAACGCGAGCUUGAAGAUUUCCACAACACCCAUUAUGGAGAUCACCACAUCACUGGCUACUCAUCAGCAACUAUUGGCGCUCUGUCAUUCUUGCUGGUUUUUACGUCAUCUCUGUUGCUAGCCGUAGCUUACUUCCAUCGUCAGAAUUUAAAGUACUUGGCUACACCUAUCUGGACAUUCAUAACCAGAUACGUUGGCUAUACAGGGAUUGCCGACGAGGAAACUCCGAGGGAAGUGAAUGUCUAGUUAUAAGCUAUAGCAGAGGCAUGUGUAGUAGUAUAGUGUGUCUAUAACAGAGCGCCACUUAGAAUAUACGUUGUCUUUUGUUAGGAUAGUUUUCAACACGUUAAUUUUCGCAGUCGAUAACUAUGCAGUGUGAAAAGAGUGGUGUGCUCUUGCGAAUCGUUAAUGUGUGUAUUUUUUACAGAUAGAUGUUUAUUUUAUAGAGGUUGUUGUAACUUGACGAGUUGUAUUAACAGUAACAACACAGAAACUAGAUGUAAAUUGAGUGAAUAGUUGGUUGUUAUUUAAUAAUUUGAUCUUAUUUUAUGAAGGUUUCGCAAUCAUUCCUUGUGACGGAGCAGGUAAUUAUGUGAAUUUCGACUAACAGUAGUCUUUGUAAAUCAUUAUUCUGAAUGAUUAUGAACUGUUAUAUUUGUGAUGAUGCUUUUAAAGAUUUAUUUUUAAGGACACUGUUUGUUAUUUCAUCGUGUUAUUAUGAAAGAAUGUUAUCUAGCAGUUAUAUUUAGUUAUAUUUGUACAUAUAAAAUAUAUUUUGUCUUUCUUCUUAUUAUGAUUUUAAGGAUAACAGAUGGGUUACUAACAUUCCAGUAAUGUAUGCAAAGACAUACAUAUGUUCGGUAUCCCCGAAACAGGAUGCUCGUGUCUAUGUAUUUUAGUCCUACUCAAAAUUAAUUUGAAUGACUUCUCUACAUAAUUUGAACUUGUUAAUAAAUACAUUAGUGCCAUAAUUAUGAGCUUUUAUAGCAGAGACUUGGGGAGUAGGAACUAGUGUUUGCAUUUAUGCAUGUAUGUGUAAUAUAUAUAUAUAUAUAUAUAUAUAUAUAUAUAUAUAAUAUAUAUAUAUAUAUAUAUAUAUAUAUAUAUAUAUUUAUAUAAAUGUGUGUGUGUGUGUGUGUGUGUGUGUGUGUGUGUGUGUGUGUGUGUGUGUGUGUGUGUGUGUGUGUGUGUGUGUGUGUGUGUGUGUGUGUGUGUGUGUGUGUGUGUGUGUAAUAUAUAUAUGUAUAUAUAUAUGAUAUAUAUACAUAUAUAUAUAUAUAUAUAUAUAUAUAUAUAUAUAUAUAUAUGUAUAUAUGUAUAUAUAUAUAUAUAUAUAUAUAUAUAUAUAUAUAUAUAUAUAUAUAUAUAUAUAUAUAUAUAUGCAUAUGCAUAUGCAUAUACAUUUAUCAUUUAUGUAUUUAUGAACCUUCAGUGAAGGUUUUCGUGUUUAAUCCGAAUUUUAACAUUCCAGAAUUUAUUUAGGUUGCAUUUUUUGAGCCGCGUCCUCCAUAAAAGAUUAGACAAAAAAAAGAGAAAAAAAAUCCUCACCACUAACAUAUUCUUUCUUCAUCCUGAGCAAACGUAAUGUUGCGGUUUGCGGGUUUUUUCUCCAACCAUGAGGCAAGAAGCGUAGACAUGUCGCAUUAAAAUGAAACUUUAAAAAAGUGUAUUUCUAAUCUACCUUCCUUUAUCCGUUAUUAGUGAAGAAUAACCAGUAUUUUUUUUUACUGGUGCAAAAUUAGUAAUGAUAAUGACAAGCGGUAAUAAUGGUGAUGAUUAUGAUGGUAAUUUUAAUAAUGGUGACGACGAUGAUGAGCAAACAAUACUAUUACUAGUCGUAACGAUAAUGAUAAUUGUAGUUAUUAUUGCAACUGCUAUUUUUUGUAUGUUAUUAUUAUUGUAUAAUUUAUUUUUGUUAGUAUUAUGAUUAUUGUUAUUGUUGUUGAUGUUGUUGUUAUUAAUAUUAUUAUUAUUAUUAAUAUUAUUAUUAUAAUUAUCAUCAUUAUUUCCAUAAUGUUCAUUAUUAUUGCUAUUGUUAUCAUUGGUAUUGUUAUUAAUAUUAUUAUUAUUAUUAUUAUUAUUAUUAUGAUUAUCACAAUCACCAUUAUUUUUUUAUAUAUUUGUUAUUGUUAUAGUUAAUAUUAUUUUUCUCUUAUUUGUUAUUAUUAUUAUUAUUUAUUAUUUUUUAUUAUAAUCAUCAUCACCAUUAUUAUUAUCAUUAUUAUCAUCAUCACCAUUAUUAUCAUUAUUAUUUAUUUUAUUAUAUUAUUGUUCCCAUGAACAAUACUAUCAGCAGCAGCAGCAGUGUGGUGGUGGUGGUAGAGGCAGUAGUAGUGAUAGUGGUAGUAGUAUUAAUGGUAGUAGGAGCAGUAGUAGUGGUACUAUCAUUAGUAUUACUAUCAUUUUGAAUUAACUUUAAUUGAUAUCUAUUUUAAUGUCGAUGAAUUUGGCAAAUUAUUUUAUAUUUGAAAAGAUAAAAGUAUAGGUACAUAGUCCUUUCUCCAGUAUUAGAAAGAAAAAUAUAUUCGUACAUUUCGGUGAGUGGACAACUUCUUGUAAAUAUGAAUGACUUUUUUUAUUAAAUGUAGAGGGAUUUAAUCUCGACAAUUGUAUUUUUCUGCGGAAUUUUUAAAACAAAAGUGUAUCUGAAUAAAUGCGUUUUCAUGUUAGAGGAUACUAAUGUAUUUUUUAAGAACUUCACCCAAAUAAAGAAUCUUUACAUAUAAUUUC
Molecule: messenger RNA, 3881 nt
Organism: Penaeus monodon (black tiger shrimp)
Lineage: Eukaryota; Metazoa; Arthropoda; Malacostraca; Decapoda; Penaeidae
Product: SLIT and NTRK-like protein 2
Exons: 7
Coding region: 123-1397 (424 amino acids)
Cellular component (GO): membrane
Source: RefSeq, a predicted model, not a curated record